Messenger RNA from Medicago truncatula (barrel medic), 3387 nucleotides. Its product is annotated as disease resistance protein RPM1. Gene Ontology annotation, molecular function: ADP binding. The coding region runs from base 158 to 2992 and encodes 944 amino acids. The record is from RefSeq and is a predicted model, not a curated record. Gene Ontology annotation, biological process: defense response to other organism. Lineage: Eukaryota; Viridiplantae; Streptophyta; Magnoliopsida; Fabales; Fabaceae. The transcript is spliced from 2 exons.
UCAAAAAAACUAAACAUCAGUCAAAAGUUUCCCCACAAAUCAAAGCCAUGGUACAAAAAUGCUAAAGAGAUAAAACAAUGAAUUUCAACUUGCCUGGAUUACAAACAAUUGCUUGCAAAAGCUAAUCUUCAAGAGAAAAUAAAAACAUUGAAAUGAAAUGGCAGAAACUGCAGCGUUAUAUGCUUUGCAAGAACUCUGUAACUUUGUAGUAGAAGAAGGAUGCAGACACAUAGUAGAAAAUGGAACUUUACUGGCAGGGUUUAAGAAAGACUUCAUUGACAUCAAAGAUGACCUUGAGAGCAUCCAAGCCUUCCUCAAGGAUGCUGACACAAAGGCCGCUGCCGAUGGAGGAGGAGGACGAGCCAACGAAGUAGUCAAAACAUGGGUGAAGCAGGUACGAGAUGUAUCUCUUUGCAUAGAAGAUGUAGUUGACGAGUAUGAGUAUAGCAAAUAUGUGGCACAAUGGAUCGACCAUUCGAGAAUUAUAGCCUUUCUCCAACCGCUUCCUGCCUUGAUCAAAACCAAGUAUACAGAAUACCAGAUUGCUUCAAAGAUUAAAGACAUCAAGGAAUCACUUGGUAAAAUCAAAGAAAGAAUGACAACACUUCUGUUUCAGUCUGAAAGUGAAUCUGGAAGCUAUAGAGGAACUAAAGCUCCUAGAAUUGAUAAUACUCGAAUGGCUUCCCUAUUCAUUGAAGAGACUCAAGUUGUGGGGAUUGAGUCUCCAAGAGAUGAAUUGAUUAGUUAUUUGGUGUCCGGAACCAGUGACCUGAUGUUGAUUUCUGUUGUUGGCAUGGGAGGACUUGGAAAAACGACUCUUGCUAAGUAUGUUUUUAAUAACCAGUAUGUGAAAGAGCACUUUGAUUGUCACUAUUUCUUCACAAUUUCUCAGUCCUACACUCUGAGAAAGAUGUUGAUUGAUAUGGUAAACAAGUUUUGCGUGGACAAUAAUGAGCCUAUUCCCAAGUCUCUAUGGAAGAUGGAUAACAACACAUUGAUUACUCAUGUAAGGCAACAUCUUCAAUCAAAGAGGUACUUGCUUUUGUUUGAUGAUGUUUGGAAAGAAGCAUUUCCUGAUGAAAUUAAACAUGCCUUAAUUAGUAAUAACAAAGGAAGUAGAAUCAUCAUGACCACUAGAAAAAUGAAUAUAGUAGAAUAUUUUAAGAAAUCUGUUUCUGUACAUGUUCACGAGCUACAGCCUUUGACACCAGACAAAGCAUGGGAACUUUUUUGCAACAAGGCAUUUAGAGGACAAUGUCCAAUAGAACUUGAGGAGAUGUCCAAUGAAAUUGUUCAAAAAUGUGGAGGACUACCACUGGCAAUUGUGGCCAUUGGAGGUCUUUUGUCAACAAAAGCUAAAACCAUGUCUGAGUGGAGAAAGGCGAGUCAAAAUCUAAGGAUGGAGUUAGAGCACAACGUGCAUUUGACUAGUCUAACAAAGAUUUUAUCUCUUAGUUAUGAUGAUUUGCCUCACCACUUGAAAUCUUGCAUGCUGUAUUUUGGUAUAUAUCCUGAGGACUACACCAUCAAUCGGAAGAGACUUACUCGGCAAUGGAUGGCUGAAGGGUUUGUUAUGAAUGAGGAGACUAAAUCAUUGGAGGAAGUUGCUGAAGAGUACCUGACAGAGUUGGUACAGAGAAGUUUGGUUCAGGUUUCCAGAGUUGGUUUUGAUGGGAAAGUCAAAAGUUGUCAAGUCAAUGAUUUGUUGCACCAGGUGAUCAUUAGAAAAAUGAAAGAUUUAAGCUUUUGCCAUUUAAUGCACAAAUAUGAUGAACAACACAUGGUUGGGAUAACUAGGCGCAUUUCUAUAGCAUCCAUCCCCAACAAUGACUUGCGAAACACUAGCAACUCUGGCAUUCGUGCUAUUUUUGUUUUUGACAGAGAUGAAUUUCCUAAGCAGUUCAUAGAUGGAUUAUCUGCCAAGUUCAAGCUUUUGAAAGUACUUGAUUUUCAGAAUUCUUUGUUGAAUUAUAUUCCUGAUAACUUGGGAAAUCUUUUCCUCCUAAGGUACUUGAACCUGAGUCAUACAAAAGUUACGGUACUUCCGAAAUCCAUUGGUAAUCUAGUCAACUUAGAAACAUUGGAUCUAAGGCAAACAAAAGUGCAUGAAUUACCAAUAGAGAUAAACAAGCUCACAAAGCUAAGGCUUCUUCCAGCUUAUUAUAGAGAUUAUGAAGGUCAUUAUAAUAUUUUUAACUUUACAACUGGUGUAAAAAUGCAAGAGGGCAUUGGAUGCUUGAAGUCAUUACAGAAGCUUUACUUUUUGGAAGCCGAUCAUGGUGCAUUAGGCCUUAUCAGAGAGCUCAAAAUGUUGACACAGUUAAGGAAGUUAGGCAUACGAUGCGUGCAGCAACAAUAUGGAAAUGCACUAUGCGAUGCAAUACAAGAGAUGAAAAACCUUGAACCUCUUAACAUUACUGUUAAAGAUGAGAAUGAAAUCCUUGACUUGGAUUUUAUAUCAACUCCACCACCUAAUCUAAGAGUUCUCAACUUGAAAGGCGGAUUAACAAGGUUGCCUGAUUGGAUUCCAAACCUCCAGUAUCUUGUGAAGUUAAGACUUGGUUUAUCUAACUUCAAUGAUGAUCCACUAGACUCUUUGAAGAAUUUAACUAGUUUAUUUAGGCUGAAUUUGUGGGAUGAUGCCUUUUCUGGUGAAAGAUUACAUUUUCAGAGAGGAGGGUUUCCGAAGCUGAAGGAGUUGGAACUCACAAGAUUAAAUAGACUAAGUUCUAUAUCUAUAGACGAAGAUGCUUUAGUUAAUCUUGAACACUUCAGAUUUAAAAACAAUCCUCAGUUGAAGGUUGUACCAGAAGACCUCCAAAACUUGAAAAACCUUCAAUUCCUUGGAUUUGCUGAAAUGCCAGUUGAACUAGUUGAUAGCAUUGAUCCUGAGAAAGGUGGAGUGUACCAUCAGAUUAUCAAUCAUAUUCCCCUUGUACGAAUUCGUCAGAAUGUAGGAUCAAGACGUAUUCCUACUCAAAUCAAUGUUUGAAAUAUCAAGAUUCAGGUUGUCUAUCAUGCAGCUCACAUGAAGAUGCACUUUGUCUUUCUUCAUUAUGUUAGACCGAAACUGAAUGUGGCAGUUUGUAUUCGGCGAAGCAAUUAUUUUAGGGCAGUUAUGUUUUCAUCGUUAUGUCAGUUAUGUUUUGAUAAUUGAGUCAGUUAUAUGUUUUAAGAAUAAAUAGGAGAAAGGGCCAGAAAUAUAGAGAGUUAUCUCGAUGUUAUGUUUGAUCCAACUCUCGGUCAUUUGGGAAGCUCUCGAAUCUUGGUGUGUAUGUGUUCUUGUAAUUCUUUGUAAAAUUUCUGUCAUUAUUGUAUUGUGUAUGCAAUCUGGUUGUGAAUUAUUCUGCCAGAAUUGUCAUCAAUAAAGUGUUCGUAUUGUGCAAA